GUGUGUGUGUGUGUGUGUGUAUGUGUGUAGUUCAAACUCUUGAAAUCUUGAAAUUGUAACUGCCUGUGGAGUCGCUGACUGCUAUCACUGACUGCUGUGUUGGAUCUGUCCUUAGACUUGUUUAUCUUUCUAGUGUUACGGCUGAAGUCUUCAGGGCCACCACUGACUCCAAGGACUCAUCACAGUAAGUACCACUGACUGAAAAGAAAACUGAAGAAGGAAGUUAAAUUGUAAGGUAAAAUUUGCUUUUUGAUCUAUUUUCUUAAAAGAUUCUGUCCUACAUUUACAGAGCAUUGUGCCAAUUAGAACAAUUUCUGUUUUUAUCAGUUUCAUAAUUUGAACAUCUUUCGCGUGAUUCUUAUUUUUCCCAUGGGAUAUUCAGUACUGCUGUUUAUGCUAUGUAAAAUCUCUCUAGCUUUCCAUAUUCACUUUUAUUUUUUCUUGGUUCACUGGGAUACUUCCGUAGUGUUGCCAGGAUUGGGGAUCUUCUUUUGACACUUCAAGGUACUUUCAGAUAAAGAAAUCUUAUUCAAGUCCUCAGUUUUCUUCUCCCAUCUUCCCUUAACAUACAUGCACACAUGUGUGAACACACACAUACACACAGACAUACCACUUUAAAGCACAUUCUAGAAUAUAGAAUAUGCUUUUUUUCUAUGUUAUUUUUGGGAGCUGGAAUUGGAUAUGGAUCUAAUAGAGUUGAAUUUUGUAAAAAUGAAAUGAGUGGAAACAGUGUCUUUUUUUAUUAAAAGAAUUAUUUAGAUUUAAUGGCAAAUGAUUCAGUUUCUUCUAAGAGCAGUAUUGUUUUUCAUUUUCUAUUUUGAUCGAUCAUUAAUCUUCUUUAGACAUUUUAAUUUUCAGCCUAUGGCUUAAGUUGAACAGGAAGACUUUACAGGUCAUGUAGAAUAUACUUUACAACCACAAAAAUUGCCUGUCACUUUCCUGUAGGUUUAAAAGGUUUUUACCACAUAAUUUUUAUAUUUUAGUGAAAAUCAUCCUUCUGUAUAUCUGGUCAAUGACACUAGUCAUCUUAGGUUUUCCAGCCCCCUCCCCUCUGUGUGGCUGUUCCCCUAUAAUUCUGAACUCUUCAUCAGCCACUAGUCAGGGUGAGCAAUGCUAACUCAUGUCUAAUCCCCUGGAGCUUCCUGAAUCGGCCACACCCAUAUCCCAGAUGUGACUGGAAGGUGUCAGAACUGAACUCCUUGCUGUGUUUUGAUACUCAUUCCAUCUUUCUCUGGCAACAUUUUUCUAGCAUGAACAGCUUGAACUUUUAGUCAGAGAGGAAUUGCUUUGUUGAAGAAAAAUGCCCUUACAAGUUGUGAACACCCUUAUUUGAAUGAGACUCAAGACAAUGUUUAACUCUGGGUUGGGUUCAUAGUCUGUGCAGAAUGAUGAAGUUAACAGAUUAAAGUCCAUUCAUGGGUUGUCACCCUUUCUUUGUCUUUUAAUAGACACUCCAAAGCUCUGGUUCUUUAACUGUCUACAAAAUGAAAGAUUCAUCUUCAGAGUGGGUAAGAAUUAGAGAGAAAAAAAAUGCAUGCUGACAAAAGUCAAGGCAAUGUAUUUUCUAGGAGGCACUGAAUUCAUUUUAAUCAACCAUUUAUACACACCCUACACUGUCAGAGAGUAAGUUAAAGGUGUUUAAAGUCUCCUCCAAAACUUUAAAAGAAUAGAGAUUAUUUGAAGAUCUUAUUAAAAUUUAAAUUCUGGUUCUAGAUUGGGACCUAGGACUCUACAGUUAUAACAAACUCAGAUGGGACCAAUAGAACAUGAUGCUUACAUGUGGACUGCAAUGAAUAAUAAUUGUUAAUAAAUGUGAUAAAUAUAAAGCAACAGUACCAAAUAAAAAUGAAAAAUUGAAGAAAUAAUGGCAAAAAUCACUCAAAUUUAAUAGAAACCAUAAGCUCACAAUUCCAUGAAGCUCAGUAUAGCUAAAGUUUAUAUUUAUGUAUACACACACACACACACACACACACACAAAUAACCAUACAAAGAAAUACCAUAAUUCAGUUGUGCAAAACCAGUGAUAAGGAAAACAAAAAAAUCUUAGAAGCAAAUAGAGAAAACAUAUGCAUUACCUACAGAGCAAGGGUAAGAAUGAUAAUAGACUUUCUGAAAGGAAAAGUAAGGUACAAUGUACAAGUUAAUGAUCAGUAAGAGAUUUGUUCUGCUCUAAAUCCAGAUUUUUAGUAUAUUUCUGUGAAACAUGAUUUUAAUUGAAAAUAAGAUGUGUAGUUCUGUAUCUUUCCAAAGUUUCCAUUAAAGACCUUUGUUCUGCUUGUCACUGAGCCAGUUGCUGCUGUUUGUGACCUUAUGCUCACAAAAAUGCCCUUUGUAUUUAGAUCUUUGUGUACUCGGUGCAUUAAAGGCCAAUUUUAUUUUCUGUUAUAUUGCAUUUUCUCCAGGAUGACAUUUCUCACUCAGAUUAUGAUGUCUAUUUUCUUUAUUUCUCUAUGAUUUAACUGUUAGUAGGAAGUCUACUAAGUAUAUGUACAACUUGCCACAAAAAUGAUCUCCCCAAGUGAUAUCUUGCGAAAAAAUCUGAAGAUGGUCCAUGGCUGUCCCAUGGUUUAUGCUUUUGCACACAACUGGGAAAGGAUUGAACAGUUCCGCAGCAGGCCAGAUGACAUUGUGAUAGCCACUUACCCCAAAUCAGGUACCACUUGGAUUAGUGAAAUCUUGGACAUGGUUCUAAAUGAUGGAGAUGUUGAAAAAUGUAAGCGAGAUGUUAUUACUGCUAAAGUUCCCAUGCUGGAAAUGGCUGUUCCUGGAAUGAGAAUGUCAGGUAUAGAACAAUUAGAGAAGAAUCCAUCACCUUCUCGUCUCGUGAAGACACAUCUACCAAUUGACCUUGUUCCUAAGUCUUUCUGGGAGAACAAUUGCAAGAUGAUUUAUCUUGCUCGAAAUGCCAAGGAUGUUGCAGUAUCAUUUUACCAUUUUGACUUAAUGAAUAAUUUUCAACCUUUUCCUGGAACAUGGGAAGAAUAUCUGGAGAAAUUCAUGACUGGAGAUGUGGCCGAUGGUUCAUGGUUUAAUCAUGUGAAGGGCUGGUGGAAGAAAAAAGAACAUCAUCCAAUACUUUUCUUGUACUAUGAAGAUAUGAAAGAGAAUCCAAAGGAGGAAAUCAAGAAGAUUACUAGAUUUCUAGAGAAAAACUUAAAUGAUGAGAUUUUGGAUAAGAUCAUUCAUCACACCUCAUUUGAAGUGAUGAAGGACAAUCCUCUAGUGAAUUACACACACCUGCCCACUAUACUGAUAGAUCACAGCAAAUCCCCUUUCAUGCGUAAAGGGAUUACUGGUGACUGGAAAAAUACAGCGUCCCAGAAUGAGAAAUUUGAUGCCCUUUAUAAAAAAGAAAUAUCUGGAACUACACUUCAAUUUCGCACAGAGAUUUAAACUGUAACUUGAAGAAAUAGAAGAUGACCCAUAGUUUUUAGAAACAAAGCAGUUAUGACUUGGCUGAGCAAUCAAAUGACUAUAGGGAAGAAAAAGCAUAUUUUAAAACUUUGAAUUUUCAGCAUCAUUAAUCAGGCUUCAGUUUGUUCCUCUGCCUCUGAGUUUCCUAAUUCCCAAAGCCAAGGUCCAUCAUUCCUGUUUUGUAGGCUAAUCCUGCCUUUUCCUAGAUUAGACCAGAUAAGACAGUAUUUACCCUCCUCAGUCUCCCUCUUUUAUGACUGCUGUUUGUAACCUGACACUAUAUUUCCUGCCUCUACUGGUUUCCUUUGAUGAAUUAUUGACCCAGGACACUGUGUUCCCCUGCUGUUUACCGGGUGUGUCAAACUCUUCCUGAAGUCAUAGCUCAUCUUCCUCCAUUUGGAUAACACAGUUCAUGUUCCAGAUCCUAUAUAUUUUUUUUCUGUACCUUAUUUAAUGUCCAGGUCUCCAAAGGGCAAAGACCUAUAUUGUUCUCUCUAAGGUCUUCCCUGGGGACUGGAGAUUGUCUCUUAGAGACUGUCUCUGUGAGCACCAUGACUUGCUUCCUGUGGACAGUCCUCUUCUCUUAGGAAACCCUUUUCAAUUUCUAUAGAUCACACAUUGCAGUGCUCUGGUCACUUUGAUCUUUUUCCGAAUAGAUUUGAAUUCCCUAAUAGCACUCAAGAUAAGGGUAUAUAGCUGCCACUGAAAAUCUCCCCGUCUGCUGUCCAAGGAAGACUAGCCUGAGUCUCACUCUGCCCUCCUGACCCAGGAUCCCUCCUACCUACUAUCCCACACUAUGGCUACGUGCUUGGACUCUCGAUAGAUGUUUCCGGGAACAUUCAUAUCUCAACUCUGGUUCUUCCAUGCAUGUAGCUAUGCCUCUAUCCAUGUGCAGCAAAAACUUUAUCUGAAGUUCAUAUCAGCAUGUGCCAAAUUAAAUCCAAAGCCACAGUUCUUAAACUGAAGCUCAUUAGAGUGCUCUGGGCUGGGCCUUUCCAUGUUCCAGGAGUUGGAACUUCAAAUGCAUUUUAGACUCCCUGAGGCAUAAUACAAAUAUCAGUGGGUUGCAGUUUUGCAAAUAUGUGCUCUCAGUCUGGAAUAGUUGAAAUACUCCUUCACCCUGUAACUACACUCCUUUCCAAUCCCAGCAGAAGAAUAAUGUAGUACUAAAUGCAAAUCCCCCAGAAAUGAUUGCCUCUGAUUCUGGAAAUAUUUGCUUCUAUACAUUUAUAGUGUAUAUUAUAAAUUAUUUUAGGAUAAGCAACUUGUGUUCAUGCUCUUUAGAAACAUAUUUUGAAGGUGUUAAUUCUAUAAGUCUAUGUAUGUUAUGAAUACCAGCUAUGUAGAAUAUUGUUUUUAAGAAGGAAGUAAAGUAAGCCAAUCAUGUGUCUAUUUAUUUGUUAUCUUUACUAACAAUGAGUAAAUGUUGCCUGAAUACAUAUGGGCUUCUGCUACUAUAGUCUGUUACUGGGGGAAAAAAAUCUGAACUAGACUUUAAUCUUUGUAAUGAGUUGGCUGCACUAACUAAUUUCACUAGCAGAAUAUAAUAAUUCCUACUUUCCCUAGUUUUCCUCUUUGGAAUAACUUUCUCACUGGACUUGAUUCUACAGCAACAAUAAAAUACUGUAAGAUUAAA
This is a messenger RNA of Ictidomys tridecemlineatus (thirteen-lined ground squirrel), 5050 nucleotides long. The record is from RefSeq and is a predicted model, not a curated record. Lineage: Eukaryota; Metazoa; Chordata; Mammalia; Rodentia; Sciuridae.